AUGUCAAAAGUGAUCAUAACCAUCUUAUUAGUAGCUUCUUUUGUAUCUGUUGCUUUGGCAGCAAACAAAACUACUUGUAAUUCUCAUCCUGCUUUUGCUAAAGCCAAAAAUAUACUCACUUACUCUCUUUAAUCUGAUAGCAAAGGUAAAUCUAAAAAUGAAGCUCUUCAAAAAUAAUUUCAAAAUGCUAAACCUACCAAUAGAACUGCUGCUGAUUUAGGUGUUUGCUCUCAAUAUGUUAAUUAAAACUCUUGUUGUGAUAAAAAUAUGGUAAAGUUGAUUGAUCAAGCUGCUUUAUUAAAAGUUAAACCUAUUCAAGAAGCCAAAAGUGCAUUCCAAAAAUUAAUUAGCGUUUAUAUUGCUUAGGUCUACAAAAACUGUUCUAACACUGUCCUUCCCUCAACUAUUAUUACUUUUGAUGCUAUUUUUAAUAAUUCAACUCUUAAAAUCUUGCAGGCUAAUAAAACAGCUCAAGCCACUUGCAAAAUAAAUUUCGCUAAGGCCAUUUCAUCUUUCACUAGAGGUGCUAUGUGCUCUAUUUGUGCUGGUGUUGAAAAUAUAAACGAUUACUUCAAUGCCUAGGGCUAACUUAAGAUUUCUCAAUCAUCAGUAAAUAGCUUCUUAUAAUCAACAGAUCAAUCGAUAUCUUGUGUUGCAAGUUUCUUUACUCCUUCUAAUAUAGAAUUGAUUGUUAAAGAAUUAAACGCUGCUUACAUAAAAAAUAACGACAAAUGUGGUGCUAAUGUAAUAGCUAAUGUCAAAACUAUUUUCGCUAAUCCAAAAAUUACAAAUGAUGAUGGUAAAGGGGGUAAAAUAUGUAAGGGAACAACUGUUUUUGGAGAUAAUUCUGCUUGUGAGAAUGUUUUAUAAGGAGAUCCAAAUUUAGAUUAGAAGAAUGCAAGAUUCCUUGGAUUUGAUGAUCAAAGUAUGAAUAGAUUACUAUAAAGCAUUGCAGAUGCAGUUGUUGACCCCAGCGGUGUUAGUGUUUACACUACCAGUAACACAGAUAAUUAUAUUGAUGAAAAUGGCAGUGGGAUAUAACCUAACUUCGAUUAAAUUAAUACUAACGAUGGGAUUUAAUUAACUUAUGGUAUUAUAUCUACUAUUAUAUUAACUUUAUUAAUUUGA
Molecule: messenger RNA, 1128 nt
Organism: Tetrahymena thermophila SB210
Lineage: Eukaryota; Ciliophora; Oligohymenophorea; Hymenostomatida; Tetrahymenidae
Exons: 1
Source: RefSeq, a predicted model, not a curated record